AAACGUAUUGGACGAAUUAAGAAUAUGUUUUAAUCUGAUCUUUUGACUGGUAAUUUGAAGAAUUGUGAAACUGCGCGCGUGCGCGGUCCUACGCACUGAUUCUUGGUUCGAGCGUGGCGGUUGAUUCGAAUUGUUCGAACAAGAAAGAAAAGCUACUAGAAAUAAACAUUUUUGUGAUUUCAAAAAUACUGUUAAUCGUAACUUUCAUUACCACGAUAUUGCUCAAUAAGCAGUAUUGUCUAAGAUAACUCGUUUUUCUCUGGUUCAAGUUUGAAACGGAUUAUAAAUAAUGUUUAAUCUAAUUUGGUGUUUAGUCUGAUAUUUUUCAGAAUUCUGAAAGUAUCUGGAUUUCAUUUUAUCACGACAUUUAAUGAUAACGAUACUUAUUGUAAUUGUCAAUAGAUGACACCAAGCUUCGAAAAUCCUUCGACGAGAGUCUCUACUCUGUGUGAUACACAUUUCGUGACUAUAGUUCUGCAUCUGAAGAAUUCACCGAAAUAAUAUUUUUAUAGUGUAAAAGAUACAACACGACGCUCCUAUUAAAUCAGUUCAUGACAAUAUAUAAAUAAUUCAGUUUGAUCAUGUAGAAUACACUAUUGCUCUGUCAUUUAACGAUAAAGAAUACUACAAAUAAGUAGCCAUAUCGACACAUUUCUCGAAGUUAUUAUAACCUGAGUUUAUCGGUGAAAGGUUUUUAAUUAACUGUACAAUGCCACGACUACCACUGCAUCAUGCUUCGGGGACUGGUGUAACAAUUCAUUUUGCUAAAUCUAUACGUUUAGUUCGUUAUGGAUGCACAAAUAGACCAUUCUAUCACAUUGUCGUAAUGAGUACAAAGCUUGGACAACAUAAACCACCAACAGAACAACUUGGCAGUUAUGAUCCUAUGAAAAACAAAUUUAAUGAAAAAUUAGUUGCCCUUAAUUUUGAACGUAUACAAUAUUGGUUAGGACUUGGCGCUACUAUUUCAAAUCCCGUUGCUGAACUUCUUGGAUUAGCUGGUUUUUAUCCAGUCCAUCCCAGGACAUAUAUGCAUGCAUGGAGAAAUCUACGAACUGCUCAAGAAGCUGCUAAAAAAGCAAAAGAGGAACCUGCAGAGGCUGUAGAGUCAGCAGGUUAACAUUCUGUUCCUGUUUUAUUUGUAUUUCACUUACAUCUUGUAAAUAAUAUGCACACAUUAAUAAAGUUACUAUAAAAGACA
This is a messenger RNA of Megalopta genalis, 1201 nucleotides long. It is a transcript of the gene mRpS16, whose product is annotated as mitochondrial ribosomal protein S16. Lineage: Eukaryota; Metazoa; Arthropoda; Insecta; Hymenoptera; Halictidae. Gene Ontology annotation, cellular component: ribosome; mitochondrial small ribosomal subunit. Gene Ontology annotation, biological process: mitochondrial translation. The record is from RefSeq and is a predicted model, not a curated record. Gene Ontology annotation, molecular function: structural constituent of ribosome.